Gekko japonicus is the source of this 1984-nucleotide messenger RNA. RefSeq names its product ribosome binding protein 1 (gene RRBP1). The annotation marks the transcript as partial. Gene Ontology annotation, biological process: protein transport. Lineage: Eukaryota; Metazoa; Chordata; Lepidosauria; Squamata; Gekkonidae. The transcript is spliced from 12 exons. The record is from RefSeq and is a predicted model, not a curated record. Gene Ontology annotation, cellular component: endoplasmic reticulum membrane.
CCUCAUUCUUAGCGAGCAUCUUCCUCAGGAAGUACAGCGGUUGCAUCUGGCUUUCGUAGUAACCACAGAUUAACACAGGAGAGUGAGAAUGGAUUUUUAUGACCCUCAGAUGCUGGGCAUUGUGGUCUUUGGUGGCUUCAUGCUGGUCUCAGCUAUUGGAAUAUUCUUGGUGUCCACCUUUUCCAUGAAAGAGACGUCUUACGAAGAAGCCUUGGCGAAACAGCGUAAAGAGCUGGAGAAAGCCAGCCAGCAGAAGGUAGAGAAGAAGAAGAAAGAGAAACCCAUUGAGAAAAAAGGAAAGGCCAAAAAGAAGGAUGAGAAGCCCAACGGGAGACUACCUGAGCUGGAUCAAGAUCUAGCCGCUUCUGCUGGUUCUAAGGAUAUGAGCCCUGAACCUGCAUCAGAUGUCGAGCCAACCAUCUUUGAGUCGCCUGUUUUAGUGCUUUCAGCUCCUCCUCUGGAGAAGGAGAAGCCUGCCUUGUCCCCUGUAGAUAAGAAAAAGAAGGAAAAGAAAGCAGCGAAGAUAGAGCAGGCUCCCAGCCCUCCGGUUUCUUCUCUGCCACCUGCUCUCUCCGAAGCUCCCGUUUCUGAAGGGAUUCCCAAGGAGGAACCACCAGCAGUUGCUGUUCCACCAGUUGGGGCUCAACAGACUGCUCAGUUCGCUAGUUCUGUGACCGUCAAAAAGCAGGAAGCGCCUCGAAACCAAGAGGAACUAAAACAAGAUGUCGGUUCGAAAAAGAAGUCCAUUGCCAAAAAGAAAAGAGAAUCAGUGACUGCUGAUGCUGACUGUGGGCUCGAACUUCCGUACAAGACUUUGGCCUGUACAAUUAAAAACAUGGUGUUUGGUGAAGGUGAGGCCCAGCAACUGAUAGAAAUUCUGUCAGAGAAAGCAGGAGGUCCUCAGGAUAUCUGGCACAUGGCAACUCAGAAAAGUGACCCUGUUGCUGUUCUCAAACGGCAGCUGGAGGAGAAAGAGAAGCAACUGAUCAUGGAGCAGGAAAAUGCAACUGCUGCAAAAACCAAAUUGAGGGAACUUUCCAAGGAAGUUGCUGCUGAGAAAGCAAAAGCCCUCCUUGUUGAGAACAAGCUGAAGGAGCAGCUCUUGGCCCACGAGCAGGAGGUUGCAGCUGUGCAGAACCGGAUGCAGGCGAGUUACCAGGAUCACAUGACUGAGACCCAGCAGCUGCAAGGAAAGAUUCGGACGCUUCAAGAGCAGCUGGAGAACGGCCCAAAUACCCAGGUGGCUCGUUUGCAGCAAGAAAAUUCCAUCCUCAGAGACGCUUUAAACCAAGCCACAAGCCAGACAGAAAGCAAGCAAAAUGCUGAACUGGCCAAACUGCGUCAAGAGUGUAGUAAACUGAGCAAAGAGCUGACUGAAAAUGCGGAGCUGCUACAGCAGGCCGAGGAGCAGAAGAAGGCCCUGGAGACCAGAGUCGUUGCCUUUGAAGGGCAAAUCUACCAGCUGCAGGUAUCCCAGAAAGAACAGGAGUCACCCCUGCAAAAGAGGUUGGAGGAGGUCAGCGAGGAUCUCUGCAAAGCCCAGGUCACCUGCAGAAACUUGCAAGCAGAGCUGGACAAGACAAAAGAGCAGCAGUCAGAUCUUUCAGAACUUCAGUCUCAGCUGCUGAGCUCCAAAGCGGAGCUGAAGGAUAAGCUGGAGGAGGUGAACGGUUUGGAGGCAAAACUGUCGGAAGCCACCGCCAAGAAUGUCCAGUUCACAGAGAGGGUUGAGUUGUUGGAAGCCCUCCUGGAGAAAAGCCAGGCCAGAGAGGCGGAGAAAGACCAAGAGGCAGAGAACCAAACGGAGAGCAGCCUGCUGCAGUUGAGGCUCAAGCUAGGUGACUGGCAUUCCUCAAGCUCCCAGGUGCCAGACUCUGUGCCACACCUGUCCGAGGCCCUGGAACAGCAGCUGGGAGCAAUUCAGGUGCAAACGAAGCAAGUCCUCUUGUCUCUCUUCCCCCAGGUCAUGUUAGACGGGGAACAG